CCGCGCCGCCGCAUCGGAUCCCCGCACCCCUCCCAUUCCCCACUCCUGUGUCCACUCAUCUCCCUGGCGCUCCAAACCCUAACUACAAUCCCCACAAACCAGAAUUUUUUUCCAAAAAUCCAACGAAUUUCCCAAACCCCUCGCGAGUGCUUCACAAGGGUGGUAAUGCCAUGAUGCACAUGCUGGUGGCCUCGGAUGGAGGCGGAGGGGAGAUGCAUCCGUACUCCGUAGUACCGCCGGAGCAGGAGCCGGAGCUCCCGCGCGACAACGCCGACGACAGCCUCGACGGCCAUGUGCGGUGCCUGCGGUGUGGUAUAUCUGGUAAUGCGACACCCCAUAUGCGGCGUGGCCCGGAUGGCCCAAGAACUCUUUGUAAUGCGUGUGGCAUUGCUUACCGGAAGGGGAAAAUGAGAAGAAUGAUAGAAGCUGAACCACCAAUAGAUGAGGCUUCACUUGCUAAGCUGGUUCCUGAGGUGGACAUGGAAUUUGAGAGCGAGGAAAAAUCAUAUGAAUUCUACAAUAAAUAUGCUGGCCAUGUUGGUUUUAGUGUUCGGAAAAGUACGUCACAUAAAUCUUCUGAAAAAAUUACCAAAGUAAGGACUUUUGUGUGCUCGAGAGAGGGUUACAAUAGGGAUAAAAAAUCAUUGGAAGCAAAGAAGCCAAGGUUGGAUACAAGAAUUGGUUGUCCAGCACGGCUGAUUAUUAAAGUUACGCCAGAAUGUAAAUACAGAGUCACUGAUUUUAAAGCAGAGCACAAUCAUCAGCUGGCUCCUCCGUCGACGAUGCAUAUGUUAAGGUCACAGAGGAUAUUGACAGAACUUCAGUCUGGGGAAGCAGAGCUGUCAGAUGAUUCUGUAGCAACGCCAACAACAAAAGCCACUGGUGAUCUUGUUGUGAGACAAGUUGGUUUCCUUCGAAGUAUUUCUCUCCUCCCAGCAGAUUACAAGAAUUAUCUUCGCUCAAAGCGUAUGAAGGCAAUGCAACCUGGUGAUGGUGGAGCCAUAUUGAAAUAUUUGCAGACUAUGCAAAUGGAUAACCCCUCCUUCUUUUACACCAUGCAGAUUGAUGAGGAUGACAAGCUAACCAACUUCUUUUGGGCCGACCCAAAAUCUAGAGAUGACUUCAACUACUUCAACGAUGUCCUCUGUUUAGACACAACAUACAAGAUAAAUGGAUAUGGCAGGCCAUUGUCAUUAUUCCUUGGCGUGAAUCAUCACAAACAAACUAUUAUUUUUGGUGCAGCUUUGCUUUAUGAUGAAUCAUUUGAGUCAUUUAAGUGGCUAUUUGAGAGUUUUAAGAUUGCUAUGCAUGGGAAGCAACCGGCAGUAGCUUUGAUAGAUCAAUCUAUUCAAUUGAGUAGUGCAAUGGCAGCAGCCUGGCCAGAUACAAGUCAACGAGUUUGCACUUGGCAUGUUUAUCAGAAUUCUGUUAAGCACCUCAAUCAUGUUUUCCAAGGUUCAAAAACAUUUGCAAAGGAUUUUAGCAAAUGUGUCUUUGGCUACGAAGAAAAGGAAGAGUUUGUGUUUGCAUGGAAAAGUAUGCUAGAGAAGUAUGAUCUUAGGCAUAAUGAGUGGCUAUCUAAACUGUUUGACGAGAGAGAAAGAUGGGCCUUGGCAUAUGAUAGACAUAUAUUUUGUGCUGACAUAAUAAGUUCACUUCAAGCUGAGAGUUUCAGUAGCGUUUUGAAGAAAUUCUUGAGCCCUCAACUGGAUCUGCUGUCCUUCUUCAAACACUAUGAAAGAGCAGUAGAUGAACACCGAUAUGCUGAGCUCCAAGCUGAUUUCCAAGCUAGUCAAAGUUAUCCUAGAAUACCACCUGCCAAGAUGUUAAAACAAACUUCCCAUACAUAUACACCAGUGGUGUUUGAGAUCUUCCGUAAAGAGUUUGAACUAUUCAUGGACUCUGUAUUGUUCAGUUGUGGAGAAGCUGGGACAAUCUCUGAGUACAAAGUUGCUCCCUCUGAAAAGCCCAAGGAACACUAUGUUAGAUUUGAUUCAAGUGAUAGCUCAUGUAUAUGCACUUGUAGGAAGUUUGAGUUUAUGGGCAUUCCGUGCUGUCACAUGUUGAAGGUUCUCGAUUACAGAAAUAUCAAAGAGUUGCCUCAGAUAUAUCUGUUGAAGCGAUGGAGAAGGACUGCCAAGUCUACAAAUGAAGACAACCAAGGCCAUGCAACAAACGAAAAAAGGUUACCAUUAAGCACCUCUGUACCGUCUGCAAAUCACCAUGGGCUCCAAAGCAUCAAUGCAAGGAUUCAAGACACUUUGAUUUCUAAUAUGCAUGAGAACCCAUUUCAUAGAAGCUCAUGAUGAAGGUCCUACUUCACUAGUUCACUCGAAAGAUGAUUCCAUGUGUACCUUGCCAGAUGCUAUAACAUUGACACUCGAAGCAGUGAGUAGGACAGUGCGGAUUUCUCUUGAAUAAGUUAGCAACAACUUGUAAAUUAUGCAGCUGUAGGAAAUAUGGGCUUAUUGAGGCGCCCAACCUUAGCUUAGUCUAGAUGCUGAUAGCUUGUUUGCACUGGGAAUAAUUCAGAAAGUUGUGUAUUCUCUAUACACUCUAGCCAUCAUGGUCCAUUUAUUCCAAGAAAAAAGAAAGGAAAUGUGCAGCCAGUUCAAUGAGCUUGUCAAUUUAGCAACUCAGUUUACUGCAUGCCAAGAAAGUAGCAUAAACAGUGACAGUUUUUGUACUUCUUCUGCAGCUGAAACUUCUGCAGACAGCCUGACCAUUCUGGAGAGAGCAACCCAGUAGACCCACUCAUGAUCAUCACCAAAGGGUUUCGGCUGGACUCAGAUCUGGGGUUUAACCUGCAGUCUGCAGGUGAGGUGAGCUGGACAGCUCAUGCGUUGAGACUUGAGGCGUUUGAAGCAAGAGAAACCAGCUUGGCAGUGGAACUGGUCGGCUAUCUGGUUCCCUUGUGGUAAUGUGGUGUCGUUGGUUGUACUUUCCUCACUCAAGUAUGCAACAGCACGUCUUUGAAAGAUGCAAAAUAAUGUUGAAUCACAUUCUUCUGGAUCGUUACUUGAGAAAGCAUUAUAUUGGGCUGGAGAAUGUUGCUCCAUAGCAUGUGCCCUUCAUAUAUUGAGCCUGUGAAGGAGCUUUCUUGUUAUUUGUUUGUUCCAUUAUUAUUAUUUCAGUGAGAGAAAAAUUGUGCCAUAGAAUCACUGUACUUUCAUCAGAAGCAAACCAAUAUUGCUAGGCAUUGCGGGUGGCUUUUCAAAA
Messenger RNA from Brachypodium distachyon (stiff brome), 3219 nucleotides. Its product is annotated as protein FAR1-RELATED SEQUENCE 5. Gene Ontology annotation, molecular function: sequence-specific DNA binding; zinc ion binding. NCBI's taxonomy places the organism in Eukaryota, Viridiplantae, Streptophyta, Magnoliopsida, Poales, Poaceae. The record is from RefSeq and is a predicted model, not a curated record. The transcript has 6 exons. Gene Ontology annotation, biological process: regulation of DNA-templated transcription. Bases 171 to 2306 code for a protein of 711 amino acids.